ACCUGGUUAGUUGAUAAAUAAUAUUUGUUUAUUUUAUCCAGUAUGCACGGGAAGUGCAUACUGGAUAAAACUUAUAGUGUUCCAAUCUACACUAUCAGCUUUUCGUACUCUACCAGUAACAUAUAUAUUUCAAAAUCCAUAAAAUAAAAUAAUUUAUUUUGUUUUAGUUUUUAUAAAUAAGUAGAAAAAUAAUAAUUAAUAUAAUGUUAUAUCUGUCCAAACUAUGUUAAUAACAAUAGUAUUUUCAUUCAAUGCAUUAUCUGUGUUUAGAUGAGUUUCAAAGCGAGAUUAUUUCUCCAGCUGAAAAUGAAAAAUAUCACUUGACGAUAUUUAGAAAAUCAUUGAUCUUAGAUGAUACUGUUCCAAUUGAACAACUAUGGAGUGAACUUCUUGAAACUGGAACUGACACUUAUAGAAUUAAAUUUCAUAACAAAUUAAUAAACCGAUACAACAAAUACAACAAAAACGGUUUAUUUGCAAGAAUACAUGAAAAUAUUACGGGAAAGAAAAAAAACUUAUCAGAAGAGUAUAAAGAGUAUAUGGUAUUAAUUCAAUCGUACUAUAAUGCUGCAAGUACAUAUUAUUUUUCUAAGAACUAUCAAUUUGCAUAUAAAGUGGUCACUGAUGGUUUAAAUUUUUUCAAUUCAAUAAGAGAAAAAUUAUAUUCUAAUGAUUAUAAAACACAAAAAAAACAUGUAGAUAUAUGGAAUUUACUAUUACUAACAUUGAAAUUAGAUAUAAUGACUACUGAAGGAAACAAUUUUGGAGAUACUGGUAAUGUAAGGAUGGCAGUACGAGAAGAAGAAAUAAAAUUUGUUCAAAUUGAUUACGCUAAACCAUUUCCCAGUUCAGCAGUAUUAUUGUUUCGAAGACAUUUUUUAGAUGAUGAGAACAAUAUCACGAAGGACAAAAUUCAAAUAUUGCAUAAAUUAAGGAGAUGGUUAAAUAAUGAGAAGUUAUGGACGGAGUUAGACGACGAUAUUUUGUAUAGAAAACACAUUUCUAUGUACAAGUUCUUAGUACUUUUCACCAUAAGUUCUGAACAAGGAGACAAAUUAAGUAAUAUACUUAAAGCAAUCGAAAAACCGGUCUUAUCCAUUGAAGAUAGAUUAUUAAACUAUAAAGCAACUCAAUUAGCAUUGGACCAUAUUGUUAAACCAUGCAUAGAAAUGACAGAUUACAAUGAGGAUAUGUGUAAAGAAUUGAAUAAAUAUAAUAGUAAUACAGAAAUAACAAGUAUUGAGUCCACAAUCAUAAAUAAAUUACAUUUUUUAUACAAUAUGAACACAGCUGAUGUAAUAGCUAUGCUUAAAACAGAACUAACGACAGAUAAUCAUAUUAUUAACGAAAAUGUAUUACAUUUAAUUUUGAGUACGGUUUUAGACAUCAACAUCAACACUGCAUCAUAUAAUUACAAAAUCCAUUUAAGUAAAUUCGAUGAAGCAAUGGAAUUACUGAUUGAUUACACCAAAUUUCAAGAUGAAAAAAAUAAAAUAAAGAAAAAGGAUAAUCAACUCGCUAAAACAAUAUAUAACAAUAUAAGUGAAAAAGUAAAAAAUCUUUUUAUUGCCUAUAAGUGGUUGAUGGAAUUGUUUGAAGUAAAGAGUGAUCAUUCAGAAUCUUGUACCUAUACACCAUUAUUGAAUGAAGCUAAAAAUAAUGCAGAUAGAAUGGCAUUCAAAUUUAAAGAUGUGUCCGGCAAUGAACAAUUAGUCAAUGAUGAACAUUUUAUAUACCUAAAAGCUAAACAAAAAAGCAAAGUGCUAUUAUCUAUUGAUAAUUGGGAACUUUCGAAUACACCUGGUGGUUGGAUUCGGGAUACACCAAAUAAAACGAUAUUAAAAUAUUUUGACAAAACAGAGAUCAAAGAAAAUGAUAUAUUUGAACAACUUAAAAAACUGAGAGACAAUUCGAAAAGUCCAUACAUUAAUAGGAUUGAAUUAUUUACUAUAAUAUUUAGAUAUCUUUGGAAACUGAAACAAGAUUAUGUUGCAAUGUACACAAGUAUACAGAGUGCUAUUUCCGAAAUAGUUGUUACUCCUGAGGACCGCUUGAGGAAUUUAGAAGCACAUGAAUUAUUUACUAUGUAUUUGAUGGACAGAAAUGAAGUUGGAAUUAAAUUGUCGAAUGUACUUGAUAUUGGUCAAGUAUAUAAUACAUUUUUGAUUAAUCCUGAAAUCCGUUAUGAGAAUAAUAUUACCUAUAAAGAUUUUUGGGAUGACGAGGAUGAUGAUACUAACAUAGACAUUAAUAAUACAAUAUAAUUUAUUAUUAUAAUUAAUUAAUCACUAUAAAUUGUAAUAAUUUUUAAAACUUACUUAGAUAUAAAAUUAUAUUAUCAAUUAAAAUCCAUAAUUAUAAUAAUAUUACCUUUUUACAAUAUUGUAAAAAAAUAUUUUGAUAUUAUAUCUUUAUAAAUAUUUAUUUAAGACCAUCCUUUAAACGUUUACAUAAUAUAUUAUGUAGUUUUAAAAUUGUAUGAAAAAUAUUAUUAGUAGUAGUUAAUUAACUUGAUAGUUACUAUUUUUAAUUUUAUGUCGAAAUUACAUAACAUUAUAUACAGAGAAA
Messenger RNA from Aphis gossypii (cotton aphid), 2568 nucleotides. RefSeq lists its product as uncharacterized. The coding region runs from base 252 to 2264 and encodes 670 amino acids. The transcript is spliced from 15 exons. The record is from RefSeq and is a predicted model, not a curated record. Lineage: Eukaryota; Metazoa; Arthropoda; Insecta; Hemiptera; Aphididae.